Rotaria sp. Silwood2 is the source of this 1089-nucleotide messenger RNA. NCBI's taxonomy places the organism in Eukaryota, Metazoa, Rotifera, Eurotatoria, Philodinida, Philodinidae. The record is from the annotation of a GenBank genome assembly.
AUGGAUCUUGCCAACAAAAGUUUCGAAGUUCGUGAAGAACUGAAGAAGGCUUAUAUUCGAAAUAGAUUUCCUAUAAAUGGAAAGCAAACACAUGAUAAUUUUCAAAAACAACAGGAGUAUUCAAAUGAAUGUCAAAAAUAUCUUAUCGGCGAACCGAGUGGCAACGAAGAAGAUUUACCGCAAGGCAAUAACACAGAAAUCAUCGGACAAAGAGAAGAAAGUAAAUGGGCUGUAGGCUUUUUUGCACAAAUAUCAGUUCUUUUUCGACGUAAUUGGGUACUGACAAGCAAGGCUCAAUUCGAUGUACUGAAUUGUACUCAAGGAUUAUGCUUAUCCAUUAUGUUUGGUCUUUUCUGGUUACGUCUAACUUACAGUGAAGAAACACUAAGAGAUCGAGCAUCAUUCAUUUAUUUUAUGCUAAUAUUUUGGCCGUUUGAAUUAUGUUUCGUGAGUGUAUUGUCAUUUCUAGUGGAACGCCCUAUCAUAGACAAAGAACGAGCAAGCGGAUCAUUUCGUUUAUCAAGUUAUUAUCUUGCUAAAUGUCUAUCUGAAACUCCGCUUAAACUUGUUUUACCGAUUAUUUCUUUUAUUAUAGCAUAUUGGAUGGCAAAUAUGAAUCGGAAUUUCAGUAUUUUUCUUGGUAUUAUUGUUUCUUUAGUAAUGGUCGUCCUUGUAGCUGAGUCCAUUGGUCUUUUCUUAAGUGCAUCACUACAAGAUUUACGACGAGCUUGGGUCGCUGUUAAUAUAAUUCUACUUAUUUUACUAUUAGCUGGUGGAUAUUAUAUUGAAAAUAUACCCGUUUGGUUAAAAUGGACUAAAUGGUUAUCAUAUUUCAAAUAUGGCUAUGAUGCUUGUCUUCAACUGCAAUUUACAGGGGAACAUUUGUAUAAAUGUGAUAAUGGAGCAUAUAUUAAUGUGUGUAGAAAUAAUCCUAAUGGAACAUUUACCGGUGAUGAUGCGUUAAAAUAUUUCAAACCUGACCUUAGUGCUGGUCUGAAUAUUCUUGUUCUAAUCGGGAUGUUUAUUACGUUGAGACUUUUAACAUAUAUUUCAUUACGCUUCAUAAAAGAUCGUGUUGGCCGCACUUGA